AUGGAAAAAGCUGUCAACUUUGUGCCAGAACUCGUUGACCCAAAGAAGUUGGACUGGCUGGUGGAAGACGUUUUUGACUUUGCUCAUGUAAGUUAAUCGUACCUUUUUUACUUGACAUGGACUGUAUUUUCUACUUUGAGUUAUUUUGCAGCAUUAGGCUUAAAUAUUAGAUUGUUCAAAUAAUUAUGCGUCCCCUCUCAAAGCAAAUGUUCGGGCUUAGGGGCACAAAAUUAUUUGAACGACCUAUUAUUACAAAUGUAAUCAUAACGUAUAAAAUUGAAGUUGAUAUACCAUACUAAAAUAGUACUACUACACCAAUAUUGUCUUUAUCUUAUCAUAACCUUUCCAUUCCAGUGCAAUGGCCUAGUGAUAAGGACUCGUGAGCACAAAUCCCGAUCAGACAUUUGUCAAGCUGCACCGUUAGCCCUAUUACCAUCGCCGUUCCCGAGGAAUUUGUUCGAAAAGUCGAUAGAAGUACAGAAAUGGAUGAACCUGCUCUACUUUCGACUGUCAUUUGACCAAAAGUUCCUGGUCGAAGCUCAUGAAAAGGUGAUUGAGACAGAUGAGUUUACUAGGAACAUGGUUAACUGUUUCCUGGAGACCAUCAAGUCAGGGUUGGUGCAGAAGAAGGUGGUGCUGACACAGAGAGCCGACUACAUGUGCCAUUAUAUAGAGGGACAGAAGCCGGAGUUAAAACAGGUAAUGUCUAUGGAUAUGUUAUGUUAUGGCAUAAAGGACACUUUUUUGAAAAUGGCAUAGAUAAUAUAACGUUCAAAAAAUUCUGUGCCCCUCUAACCCCGAAAAUUUGCUUUGAGAUGGCACAGAAUUAUUUGAAUAAUCUAAUAUAAAUAAAAGGUUGCCACAUCAAUUUUCGUAUUUUAGGUAAACCACGACCUUAAUGUAAUCAAAUUUCAGAUAGAAGUUAACAACAUAGCUGUAAGUAUGGGUGGUUUGUCACAAAGAGCGUCACUCUGGCACAGAAGAGCCUUGGUUAAGUUAGGUAUGACUCCAGAAGAAGCAGAAUCCAGAGUACCAGACAAUUAUCCUAUCAAGACGUUGGCUACAGGUUUAGCUACUGGAUGGUAAGUUCUUUUUUUGUUAGUAACUUUAGGAUUUAGGCGGUGCAAACAUAUGACUGUCUUACUCUUAUUGUUAGCUAUUCAAGGGUAUGGCCAGGAGUAAGAAUAAGGGGCUUCGUCAUCCUUUCACCACCUUAACCUCUACCGUUUCAAUCAAAUUUGAGGCGACAAGCCAGUUGAAAUUGAUAGUAAAGUGACUAAUGUUGUGGUUGUUAUACUAUGUACUAAUUAUAGGAGUUCCUACGGUAAUCAAUCUUCAGCGGUACUAGUAGUGAUAGAAGAAGUGAAUCAGAACCAAUUGGACAUGAGAUUUGUAGAAUACGAAAUAGAAAAAACAAUAGGCAGUCCAGUAAAGUUCAUAAGGGCUACUUUAACACAAUGUCAUCAAAAGUAAGUUGUAUAAGAAGGUUUGUAAAUAAAAAAAAAUAAUAUUCAUCAAAAAAAAUGUAAAACGUACUGUAUAUUCAGAGCAAAUGAUAUUUUAAUGCCACUUUUAGUCUAACAACAAAAGACGACAAGCUAUACUACGAAGACAAUGAAAUAGGCCUAGUAUACUUCCGAGCAGGUUAUUCCCCAACGAACUACCCAACAGAUAAAGAAUGGUCUGCGAGGCUAACAAUAGAAAAGUCGUUGGCCAUCAAAUGUCCUUGGAUUGGAUUACAAUUAGCUAAUACAAAGAAGGUACAACAAGUACUAGACAAGGCUGGUGUGGUAGAACAUUAUUUGCCAGAUCAACCUCAAGAAGUAAUCGAUUUGGUCAGAAGCACAUUCGCUGGACUUUGGGGAUUAGAGAUUGAUGAUAAGAAGACACAAGAUGUUAUUAAAGUAAGUUUUUGGGAGUAUAUAUUAAUCUAGUAUAAUUUGAUCCAGCUACUCUCGUAACAUGAGGAUAAAUGGAUCAAGUAAGUUGUUAAUAGUAGACGUGAAGAAGAUAUUUAAAAUAGUAUAGCGGAUAAUAUUGUUGUUGUAGGAUGCCAUGGAACACCCAGAAAGAUACGUUUUGAAGCCACAAUUGGAAGGAGGUGGUGGAAACUUCUAUGGAGACGAAAUCAGGGAAAAGCUAGGCACAUUUGACGCAAAACAACGAUCAGCACACAUUCUGAUGCAAAGAAUACAACCUUUAGUUGUUAAGGUAAGCUUACUUAUAGGCUAGUUCUCAAUACUUUGGUUAACCAAAACUUUUGACCAUGUAAAACAAUAUAAGCCGCUCCUCAAUGUCAACAUUGAAUAUAUGCAUAGAACAAUUGUUUAGAACUACCAUCUCCGAGCUUUUGAAAAUGUAAAACUAGCCAACACAGUCAGUGAACUUGGAGUAUAUGGAUGUCUGAUAGGAGAGACGAGCUUCAACCCGACAGACGGCUACAAUAUCGACCAGUUGAAAGUAGAAUCCAACACUACUGGAGGCCAAAUACUCAGAUCUAAAGCCGAAGACAUCAACGAAGGUGGAGUUGCUGUUGGUGCUGCUGUUAUAGACACCCCUUACUUGUUUUAG
Messenger RNA from Bursaphelenchus okinawaensis, 2571 nucleotides. The record is from the annotation of a GenBank genome assembly. Lineage: Eukaryota; Metazoa; Nematoda; Chromadorea; Rhabditida; Aphelenchoididae.